Messenger RNA from Ascoidea rubescens DSM 1968, 1940 nucleotides. It is a transcript of the gene ELP3, whose product is annotated as Elongator subunit ELP3. Bases 68 to 1750 code for a protein of 560 amino acids. NCBI's taxonomy places the organism in Eukaryota, Fungi, Ascomycota, Saccharomycetes, Ascoideales, Ascoideaceae. Gene Ontology annotation, cellular component: cytoplasm; elongator holoenzyme complex; nucleus. Gene Ontology annotation, biological process: tRNA wobble base 5-methoxycarbonylmethyl-2-thiouridinylation. The record is from RefSeq and is a predicted model, not a curated record. Gene Ontology annotation, molecular function: iron-sulfur cluster binding; acyltransferase activity, transferring groups other than amino-acyl groups. The transcript has a single exon.
CUUGAAUAGAUUGAAAUCAAAAUCGCUUACAGACUUUUUUUUCUCUUAUCUAUUUGUUUAUUUCACAAUGUCUACUAUUAUGCAAACACAAACAAUUCGAAUAAAAUCGAAACCAAAAAACCAGUUGCCUGAAAAAGAACGUUUUUUGAAAACUUGUUCUGAGGUAUCUCUAGAAUUAGUAGCUUCAUUACAAGACUCAAAGGAUAUCAAUUUAAAUGGCUUAAUAAUAAAGUAUUCGAAAAAGUAUAAACUAAAAAGACAACCAAGAUUGACCGAUAUUAUAUCCUCAAUACCUGAUCAAUAUAAAAAGUAUCUUAUUCCAAAAUUAAAGGCUAAACCUGUUAGAACUGCUUCAGGUAUAGCUGUGGUUGCAGUUAUGUGUAAACCACAUAGAUGUCCUCAUAUUGCUUAUACUGGUAAUAUAUGUGUUUAUUGUCCCGGCGGUCCAGAUUCAGAUUUUGAAUACUCCACUCAAUCUUAUACUGGGUAUGAACCAACUUCAAUGAGAGCAAUUAGGGCAAGAUACGAUCCUUAUGAACAAGCAAGAGGUAGAAUCGAACAAUUAAGACAGUUAGGUCACACUAUUGAUAAAGUCGAAUAUAUUGUCAUGGGUGGAACCUUUAUGUCUCUUGAUAAAGCCUACAGAGAAGAGUUUAUAUGUAAUUUACACAAUGCCUUGAGUGGUUAUAAUGGAAUAAAUUUAAAAGAAUCAAUCAAAUUUUCUCAGCAGUCUUCCAUCAAAUGCGUUGGUAUAACAAUUGAGACCAGACCAGACUAUUGUACUGAAACUCAUCUUAAUGAUAUGUUAGACUAUGGCUGUACUCGUUUGGAAAUUGGUGUUCAAUCAAUAUAUGAAGAUGUUGCAAGAGAUACCAAUCGUGGCCAUACUGUUAAAUCCGUUUGUAACACUUUUUCUGUUGCCAAAGAUGCUGGAUAUAAGAUUGUUUCUCAUAUGAUGCCUGAUUUACCAAAUGUUGGUAUGGAAAGAGAUUUAGAACAAUUCAAAGAAUAUUUUGAAAACCCUGCUUUCAGAACUGAUGGUUUAAAAUUAUAUCCAACUUUAGUUAUUAGAGGUACUGGUUUAUAUGAAUUAUGGAAAAAGGGACUUUAUAAAUCAUACAAUGCAAACGACUUGAUUGAUUUAGUCGCUAGAAUUUUGGCUCUUGUUCCUCCAUGGACAAGAAUUUAUAGAGUUCAAAGAGAUAUUCCAAUGCCUUUGGUUUCUUCUGGUGUUGAAAAUGGUAAUUUGAGAGAAUUGGCUUUAGCUAGAAUGAAGGAUUUCGGUACUAAUUGUCGUGAUGUUAGAACAAGAGAAGUUGGAAUCCAAGAGGUCCAUCAUAAGGUUCAGCCUGAUCAAGUAGAGUUAAUUAGAAGAGAUUAUUAUGCAAAUGGUGGUUGGGAAACUUUCAUAAGUUAUGAAGAUCCAAAGCAAGAUAUUUUGAUUGGUUUAUUAAGGCUAAGAAAAGCUUCAAAGAAAUACACUUACAGAAAGGAAUUCACUGAACAACCUUCAACCAUCAUCAGAGAAUUGCAUGUCUAUGGUUCUGUUGUUCCUGUUCACAGCAGAGACCCAAAGAAGUUUCAACAUCAAGGUUUUGGUUCUUUGUUGAUGGAGGAAGCUGAAAGAAUUGCAAGAGAAGAACAUAAAAGCGAAAAAAUCAGUGUCAUCAGUGGUGUUGGUGUUAGAAACUAUUAUGCAAAAUUGGGCUACUUCCUUGAUGGUCCUUUUAUGUCCAAAAUGCUCGAUUGAACGUCGAGAGCUGUUGCGUUUUAACUAAAUCCUUAUCGCAAUUCCACUAUAUUCCUAUUCACUUUAAAACUCCAUUGUAUUAAAUUACCAAUUUUUUAUUUCUAUCAAGUAUAUUUCAAUAAAUAAAUAGAUUUUAUUUUUCUUUCCAGCUUCAUAAGGGGUACAUUGCUUUAUGUUAAAAAGACGACAA